Molecule: messenger RNA, 3310 nt
Organism: Populus trichocarpa (black cottonwood)
Lineage: Eukaryota; Viridiplantae; Streptophyta; Magnoliopsida; Malpighiales; Salicaceae
Exons: 19
Coding region: 197-3124 (975 amino acids)
Cellular component (GO): endoplasmic reticulum; Golgi apparatus
Source: RefSeq, a predicted model, not a curated record
GAUUCUAUCAAUGCAUAAACGACAUUUAUUUAAGGUCGUUUCGAAGAAUUCUCAUGCUCUCUCCCUCCCGCUCUCAGUCUUCCUCUCGCUCGCUCUCUGCUCAGCCUCUCCCCUGGCAGCUCCUCCUUUCCUCCUCUAAUCCUUUUAAAUUCCCAAAUUCUUAACUAAUACUCUACAACAACUACUAUAAUCAGCGAUGGGGUGGGGAAACAUCUACAGAAGACGCGUGAAAGUGUUCUCAUUGGCUGUGUUAAUAUACCUCGAUUAUAAGGCUUUACAGAAAAGAGAGGAAUUUAUGAAGAACAAUGAGAAAAGCGAGGAGUUGUGGAAGAGAGCACACGAGCGGAAUGCUAAGCGUGUGCGUAAUAUGAUGAUACAGUUGGGAGGUUUGUGGGUGAAGCUCGGACAGUAUUUGUCCACUCGUGCUGAUGUCCUUCCUUCUGCUUACAUUUCGCUUCUCAAGCAGUUGCAAGACUCCCUCCCGCCUCGCCCGUUGCAGGAGGUUUGUCGUACGAUAGAGAGAGAACUAGGGAAAUCCAUGAAGGAGAUUUUCUUGGAUUUUGAUGAAAAUUCACUGGCAACAGCGUCGAUUGCGCAAGUGCAUCGUGCUACGUUAAUUGAUGGGCGGGAGGUGGUGGUUAAAGUUCAACAUGAAGACAUCAAGGCAAUCAUAUUGGAGGACUUGAAGGAUGCAAAGUCCAUUGUUGAUUGGAUAGCCUGGACAGAACCACAAUAUAACUUCAAUCCCAUGAUUGAUGAAUGGUGCAAAGAAACUCCAAAAGAACUCGAUUUCAACCAUGAAGCAGAGAACACCAGAACCGUGUCUAAAAAUCUUGGUUGCACAAACAAAUAUGACAGCGACAAGUCCAUCAAUCAAGUGGAUGUUUUGAUCCCUGAGGUUAUUCAGUCGACUGAAAAGGUUCUAAUUUUGGAGUAUAUGGACGGAAUUCGUUUGAAUGACCUUGAAUCCCUAGAAGCUUGUGGUGCUAACAAACAAAAGAUUGUUGAAGAAAUCACACGGGCCUAUGCCCAUCAAAUAUAUGUUGAUGGAUUUUUUAAUGGUGACCCUCAUACUGGUAAUUUUCUGGUCAGCAAAGAACCUCCACAUCGUCCAAUUUUGCUUGACUUUGGGUUUACAAAGAAAAUAUCAAGCUCUAUGAAACAAUCACUAGCUAAAAUGUUUCUUGCUACUGCUGAGGGGGACCAUGUUGCUCUUUUGUCUUCCUUUGCUGAAAUGGGACUUAAGCUGCGCCUGGACCUUCCAGAGCAGGCUAUGGAUGUGACCAGCAUAUUCUUCCGUGCCUCAACACCAGCAAAUGAAGCUGCUGAAUAUGCUAAAACUUUGAAUGAGCAAAGAACAAGAAACAUGAAGGUGCUACAGGAAAAGAUGAAUCUCAGCCAAAAGGAAGUUAAACGCUUUAAUCCAAUUGAUGCAUUUCCUGGUGAUAUGGUAAUAUUUUCACGGGUUGUUAAUCUUCUGAGAGGGCUUUCUUCCACGUUGAAUGCUCGCAUAGUAUAUCAAGAUAUCAUGAGACCGUUUGCCGAAUCUGUUUUGCAAGAAAAGAUUGCUAAGGGACCAUCAGCAAAUGCACAGUGGAUCUAUGAUACACCAGUUCAUUCUGAAGUGGAGGCAAAGCUGAGGCAGAUUUUAGUUGAGCUAGGGAACGAAGACAAAAUACUCGGAAUCCAGGUAUGUGCCUAUAAAGAUGGAAAGGUUAUUAUUGAUACUGCUGCUGGAGUACUCGGUAGAUAUGAUCCUCGCCCUGUACAGCCUGAUAGCCUUUUCUCCGUAUUCUCUGUAACAAAGGGCAUCACAGCAGGAAUGUUACAUUGGCUUGUUGACAAUGGAAAACUCAACCUCGAUGAAAGUAUUGCUAAUAUUUGGCCAGAAUUUGGAACAAAUGGAAAGAAUCUCAUCAAGGUCCACCAUGUGCUUAAUCAUACAGCUGGAUUGCAAAACGCUUUGGACAACCUCAGAAAAGAAAAUCCUUUGCUACUGACUGACUGGGAUGAAUGUCUGAAACAGAUUGCAAUGUCAGAACCUGAGACAGAACCUGGCCAGGUGCAGUUGUAUCACUUUCUGUCUUUUGGCUGGCUUUGUGGUGGAAUAAUUGAGCAUGCUUCUGGGAAGAAAUUUCAGGAGAUCCUUGAAGAAGCAUUUGUUCGUCCUCUCAACAUUGAAGGCGAGCUAUAUGUUGGAAUUCCACCAGGUGUGGAAUCUCGACUUGCAUCGCUGACAAUAGAUAAAGAUGAUUUUAGCAAGCUAUCAAAAAUUGGUAGUCUCUCUGCACUUCCCUCCACCUUCCAGCCAGAGAACAUUUCUCAACUAGUAACUACACUGCUUGCUUUGUCUAACAUGCUCAACAUUCGUCGCGCUAUUAUACCAGCCGCUAACGGACAUUGCUCAGCCCGUGCCCUUGCACGCUAUUAUGCAGCUCUUGUUGACAGAGGCCUCGUCCCACCACCUCAUUCCUCAUUGUCCACGCCACCCCUUGGUAGCCACCCCCACAUUCCGAAAUUUUCUUCAGAGAUUACCUCCAAAAUGCAGAAUGGUAAAAAGAGCAAGGCAGUGGGUUCUGCUUCAAAGAAAAAAGAAAAUGGUUAUGAGCAGAAGACGAAGCAAAGUAAAGACUCCAAGGACAAUGGUAGUGGUAGAGAAAGUAAUAGUGAUGGUUAUACCAGCACUAGUGGCAGCAGCAGCGCCAGAAACACUAGUUCACCUGACAAUAGCUCUGCAUCCAGCAAUGAUUCUCGCAAAAAUAAUGUCAUCUGGAUCUUUAAUGACCCCAGAAUUCAUGACCAGUUCAUGGGUACGGGUGAAUACAGUGAUCUAGUCCUGCCAAAUGGGAAAUUUGGAUUAGGGUUUAAGAGAUUCAGUUCAAGUGAUGGAUCCUUUAGUGGAUUUGGACACUCAGGUCUGGGUGGAUCCACAGGUUUUUGUGAUAUUGAAAACAGGUUUGCCAUUGCAGUUACCUUGAACAAAAUUUCAUUUGGGACCGCAACGAGAAAAAUCAUUCAGUUUGUUUGUUCAGAGCUAAAUGUUCCAUUGCCGGAUGAGUUCUCAAUUCUUAGUGGAACAGAAGCUGGUGAAGAGUUAAGUACAUCAAGGGCUCUCUUUAACUGACGAUCAGAACGAGUCUUCUCAUUGUUUAAAUGUAUUAUUUCCAGAACUACAGAUAUUAUUUAUACUGAUCACGACUGUACCAAAAGGAUAUUUGUAAACAUUGACAGCCAUUGUUUAUAAGGUUAUACGUGCAGGUGCUCCUCUGCACACAUAUACAGCCAUAAAUAACUUGAUUUACGAGAUUCA